Messenger RNA from Ostrea edulis (European flat oyster), 1789 nucleotides. RefSeq names its product monocarboxylate transporter 6-like. Bases 19 to 1323 code for a protein of 434 amino acids. Gene Ontology annotation, molecular function: monocarboxylic acid transmembrane transporter activity. Lineage: Eukaryota; Metazoa; Mollusca; Bivalvia; Ostreida; Ostreidae. Gene Ontology annotation, biological process: transmembrane transport. The transcript has 7 exons. The record is from RefSeq and is a predicted model, not a curated record.
AUCAUUUAGAUACGAGAUAUGGCAAUGUCAAGUGGAGGAACAUCAACUCUAUCGAGAGAACGUUAUGACAAGUCUAAAAGACGCUAUGUGGUCUUUGUUGGUUCCCUGCUCAUUCAUUUUAUCGCCCUAGCGAUACCGUCUGCUAUGUUGGGGAUAGUGUAUGUUGACGUCAUCAGAGAGUUUGAUGCAGACGCCUCCUGGGCCGCUUUAAUGCAAUCGUUGUACCGCGGGAUCAUAUGUGGAGGAGGACUGGUAGCGGAACUAGUUAUAAGGCGAGUAGGAGAAUUCCCGUGUAUAAUGGCUGGGUCGUUGUUGGGAAGCCUUAGUUUUCUAGCUGCAGCCUUCUCAGAAAGUGUGACCACAAUUGUUUUUCUUGUUGGUGUUGGUGGAGGAUGUGGAUUUGUGUUUCCAUUAUUCUUGUCAUAUGUCUAUGUGAGACGAGCAUUCCAUGGUCACGAAUCUGUUAACAAGUUCCUUUCAUCCAUGACCCUCGGAGGUGGAAUGGGGUUGUUGAUUACACCUUAUAUGACUGAGUUCUUCCUCAAAAAGUUUGGAUGGCGAGGAACAUUUAUGAUGGCUGGUGGAAUAUUUUUUCAUCUUAUCCUGAUUGGAGUAGUAGUGAAAUUGAAUUUACCGCCUCCAGAGGGGACUACUAACUCUAAGGGUUUCGACUGGAGGAAACAAACCGCCAUUUUCAAAAUCAGAGCAUUUUCAAUUCUUGUGUUUGAUAAUUUUCUCUUCGGAAUGUUUGGUUUCGCCGAGUCGUGGUUUCUUCCGGCUUUUCUCGUUUCAAACAAUUACACCAAAGAAGAUGCUGCCUUGUUGCUUACAGUGUGUGGUGUGUUUAAUCUAGGUGGACGUAUAAUCGCGGUACCUUUAUCAGGGUUCUUUAGUCGACCCAAGAUACUGUAUCAUUGGAGUUACAUUUGUCUAGCCUUGGCUGUUAGUCAUGCUCUAUACCCAUUGUUCCUUCAGUCCUACUCAGUUCUGAUGAUCGCUUCUGGAAUUUACGGCAUUUGCUUUGGAUUGCUCAUUUCUCAUAUCGCACCUGUUGUUCUACAAACACUUCCUCAUGAUCUCUAUCCGAUAGGAAUAGCAACAGAAAUGACCUUUUAUGGAAUUUCCUCUGCGAUUGGUGGAUAUAUUGGUGGAUUUAUUCGUGACGUCACAGGUGGAUAUGAGGGCGUCUUCUAUGCUGCAUCGAUGUCGUCCAUUAUUUGUUCUUUCGCAUGCUUUCUUCUAAUACUGAUGGACAAUAUUUAUAAGAGGAAGAAGAAAACAAAAUUCCAUAGUAAAUCUAUUUCGAUAAUUUCUCACCUCUAAAUUUAUGAUUUUAACGAUAACUGCAUUGAUAUUUUGAAUGCGGUGUGAAAUAAAUCUGAUAUUAACCAACGGCAUUAGCCACCUACAGCUGAAUAAACAAAGGUUAAGUGUUUUGUGGUGCAAUAUUUCAAAAAUAUUGUUUCGAAUGAUACUUUUUGUGACUCGUAUAUUCAGAAAGCUAAAUCUAUGAUAUAUGAAUGUGAAAAGUAAUAACACGAUGUAUUUUCUGACAGAAAAAAAAACCACUUUUGGUGUAUGUUGUAGUAUCGAUUUGCCUUCUAUAUCUUUACGCAUAAGUUGUGUGGACAAGAUGUAUGUUGUUAUAAUUGAAUUUUCAACAUUAAAAAUUCUAUAAAAUUCCACAUGAAAAAUGUUUAUGUAUGUAUGUGAAAUAAUGAUAAUAGAAAUGGUACACGUUAGGUGCAUUCACUGUGCAACUGAAAACAAAUACAUGAUUAUCCAUUUA